AAUAACCAAAAAUUCUAUUCUCUCACUCAAUUGACUUGACUCUUUAAUUCAUUCAUUCAUUCAUUCUUUCUCUCUCAACAAUAUUAUACCGCGUAACCGUUGCCAUUGAAAAAUAAAAAUAAAAAAUAAAAAUAAAAAUGCGAGGUUCUGUUCCCGUUUUGGUAAUCUUCGCCGCAAUGGCGGUUACGCUCGUAUACGGAGGUUUUCCGGGGAGUUAUCUUCUUCACCGCUCCAUCCCUCUUAACCACAAAGUUCAACUGACCACUCUCAGAGCUCACGACACAGCUCGUCACGCUCGAAUCUUGCAAGCUACUGAUCCCCCCGCCGCCGGCAUUCUUGACUUCUCAGUCCAAGGAACCUCCGAUCCUUACUUAGUUGGGUUGUAUUUUACCAAAGUGAAGUUAGGGUCUCCUGCUAAAGAAUUUUACGUUCAGAUUGAUACUGGAAGUGAUAUCUUGUGGCUUAAUUGCAAUACUUGCAAUAAUUGCCCCCAAUCUAGUGGCCUAGGGAUUGAGCUCAAUUUCUUUGAUACGGCUAGUUCGUCCACUGCUGCAUUGGUUUCCUGCUCGGACCCAGUGUGUUCUUAUGCGGUUCAAACUGCCACAAGUCAGUGCUCUUCUCAGGUUAAUCAAUGCAGCUACACUUUUAAGUAUGGGGAUGGAAGUGGGACAUCCGGUUAUUAUGUUUAUGAUGCUAUGUAUUUUGACGUGAUCAUGGGACAGUCUGUGUUUUCUAACUCUUCAGCUAACGUAGUUUUUGGGUGUAGCACCUAUCAGUCUGGGGAUUUGGCUCAGACAGAAAAGGCGGUUGAUGGAAUUUUUGGGUUUGGCCCCGGUGCUUUAUCUGUUAUAUCACAAUUGUCAUCACAAGGCAUGGCGCCCAAAGUGUUCUCUCAUUGCUUAAAGGGAGAGGGCAAUGGAGGAGGUGUACUAGUUCUUGGUGAAAUUUUGGAGCCAAAUAUUGUUUAUACUCCACUUGUCCCAUUACAGCCUCAUUACAAUUUAAAUCUUCAAAGCAUUGCUGUUAAUGGACAACUUCUCCCAAUCGAUCAAGAUGUAUUUGCAACAGGUAACAAUCGAGGAACAAUAGUUGAUUCUGGUACUACAUUGGCAUACCUUGUUCAAGAAGCUUAUGAUCCUUUUCUCAAUGCUAUAACUACCGCUGUGUCACAGUUUUCCAAACCGAUUAUUUCCAAAGGAAACCAGUGUUAUCUGGUCGCAACCAGCCUAGGUGAUAUAUUUCCUCAAGUCAGUUUAAAUUUCAUGGGUGGUGCAUCCAUGGUUUUAAAACCAGAACAGUAUCUAAUACAUUAUGGUUUCCUGGAUGGUGCUGCGAUGUGGUGCAUUGGUUUCCAAAAGGUGCAGAAGGGAUUCACAAUUUUAGGAGAUCUUGUCCUAAAAGAUAAGAUUUUUGUAUACGACUUGGCGAAUCAACGAAUUGGGUGGACCGACUAUGAUUGUUCAUCGGCUGUAAAUGUCUCUGUGGCUACGACCAAGAGUAAGGACGCAUACAUCAGUGCAGGACAGAUGAGUGUCAGCUCCUCACACGUAGACAUUCUCUCCAAGUUUCUACUUGUAAACAUUGUGGCUUUUCUUGUGCAUAUAACAGUCUUCAUGGAGCCCCGGUUUUUGUAGAUAGUGUUCAAGAGUCAAAGCUCAUUCUUUGAAAAACUUAGGGAGUUGGGGUCGUCGAUGUUUUAUUUAUUGUCGACAUACUGUUGAUAUUUUGAAACGGGAGUGGUUGCUGUAUUCUGCUCCACAUUUGAUCAUAUUGAUCUCAUUGUAAAAGGGCUCUGUUGUUUAGAAAUUGGCAAAUUUAUGUAAAGUUUACCAGAAUCCACUUCCACUCUACCAACCAAUGUUGUGUUGUAACUGUAAUUCAAUGGUAGUUAGUGAUAGUUAAAGAAGUUAGUUAUGAAUGUUAUUUGUCUACUGGAUCAUGGACUAAAUGUAUACAAAAUAUAUAUCAUUGUGAUCAAUACCAUUUAUCUUUACUCUUG
Trifolium pratense (red clover) is the source of this 1999-nucleotide messenger RNA. RefSeq names its product aspartic proteinase 36-like. Lineage: Eukaryota; Viridiplantae; Streptophyta; Magnoliopsida; Fabales; Fabaceae. The transcript is spliced from 10 exons. Gene Ontology annotation, biological process: proteolysis. The record is from RefSeq and is a predicted model, not a curated record. The coding region runs from base 138 to 1634 and encodes 498 amino acids. Gene Ontology annotation, molecular function: aspartic-type endopeptidase activity.